This is a messenger RNA of Biomphalaria glabrata, 4646 nucleotides long. RefSeq lists its product as uncharacterized. The transcript has 15 exons. The record is from RefSeq and is a predicted model, not a curated record. The coding region runs from base 222 to 3272 and encodes 1016 amino acids. NCBI's taxonomy places the organism in Eukaryota, Metazoa, Mollusca, Gastropoda, Planorbidae.
UAAAUAGAAAAGGUUUAAAACUUUAAGAGUUAUUAGUUUUUUUCUAUGCCUACCCCCCUAUAAAAACUUGAAAUAAUGGGCCGCAACCAUGCUUAGAGCUAUAACUUUUUUUCUAUUUAAUGAAUUAGAUUUAUUCUGCUUCACUAUCUUUUACUAGUAUUGAAUAAUCAACAGCUGAAGUUUUAUUGAACUAGCUUUAGUAGUUUUCAAGAAAUCUUGACAUGAAAAAUAGCUAUUUUUUCAUCAUUUUAGCUAAAAAUAGCCCCAAAAAUAUUUUUUUUCUCAAAAUGUUGAUAAGAUAUAAAGAUUUUUUUUUAAAUUUUCUUCUUAUUUGCAUGCCUACACAUAAUAAAAAAGCAUUUUUAUUAUUAAAACAUGUAAUUUCUAUUUGGGGGUUUAAGCUGUCGUCAAGAGUCAUCUACAGUACAGGUACUUAUGUUUACCACUAUAAAAUAAUCAUUUUAUCAGUCUUGCAAUUUUUUUUCUUGCUGGUAGCUGUCAUGUCUACAAGUGGCACAAGUCCAACAUGUUCGUAUCCAGGUCCAAACCCAGUUUUAAUUCAUACUAAUAAAUGUUUUGUUUUUAUGACGAAUGAAAAGAAGCAGCCAUGGGAGGCUCAAAAAGCUUGUGAGGAGAUGAUAAAUGGCACCUUAGCAGAGCUGUCGACCGAAGAGGAGAGACUUUUUGUGUCUCAAAGUGUCUACUUUAAUGUCUCUCUUUUAAUACUAGGCGCUAAUGACUCCGACUUUGAAGGCGAGUUCAUUUGGGUCAGGAACCAAUCUCUUCUACGUUUGAACUGGUGGGCUAGCGGAGAACCCAAUAAUGCAAACGGACAGGAAUAUUGUGUGUCAAUGAGUUCGAUAAGUGGUGAGAUCUCUUCUGACUCUUGUGAAGAUUUAAAGCCAUUCUUAUGUCAGCUUGAGGUGCCGAACCCAUGUGACACAAUCCUACCUGGUGCUAUCUACUCAGAUGGACAAUGUUUUAAGAUGUACACACAGUCAAUGAAUUGGUCCCAGGCACAGGCCUUCUGCUACAAUCAUACUUCCCACUUGGCUGAACCUACCAGCAAAUUUAUGGAGCGUGCCUUAAGAACUUACUUGAAAAUCACGUCAGCUAACACAACAUGGCUUGGGGGUGCGGAUAUCUACAAAAAUCGAACUUUUCAGUGGACGCUAAAUGAGACUGUAGUAUCCAGUCAGUACUUGAGUAUUUCCAGCAACAGUUCCAGGGAUGCUCUUGUGUGGCGUAAAACUUCAGAUGAAAUGUUGUAUGAAGACAGAAGUUCUACAGAACUGUACAGCUUUGUUUGUCAGACAGCUGCAGUCAUACAAGGCACAGAAACGUAUGUCGCAGUUGUUCCAGAUUUGUCUACAGAUAGUUCAACAAACUCCUUCCUUCAGGUCACUGCAAGUAAUCCUGCAAAUGUGAUAUAUUUAAACAUUCAAAAGGUUUGUGAUGGCAUUGUUCAAACGACAUUCCUGCCUUUGUCUUACAUCAGAGCAAGACACAUAGACAUCAGCAAAUCCUGUGGCUUAUAUGACAUGUAUACUUUCUCACGCUACGUUCAAGUCCAGUCUAGCCAGCCAGUGACUGUUGUCCUGUAUGUAAUCAACAGUGCCUCUGAUCAGGCCAGUUCAACAUUAAUACUUCCUGACAGUAUUUACACAAAAUCAAAACUUGCAACUUCAUCUAUUGUACAUUCAGCAUUUCCUGGCCGAGAUGACACAAUUACAGUGGUCUCCAAAUUCUCUGGAAUAAACAACAUUACGUUUAUCUAUAAUACUGAUACAAGUCUAGGUCAAAGGCGACCAGUAUUGAGUGCAGGAAUUGUUCCAAUAAGCUCCAAUUUAUUAUCUAUUUUUCAUAAGAGUAAAAACGAUGCCUCAAGUCUUAGAUUACAAGCUAAUCUUGAUGGUAGCUAUUUGUUUGCUGAUCAAAAUUUCGCUACAUUUUUACAAACAAAGGUUACACGAUCUGUAAACAGUGAUUACACAAUGGACACGCUAAUACCUAUAGAUUAUCUUGGAUCUGAAUACUACACAAUACCUCCACUUUUUCGUCUUUUAGUAACUAACAAAUAUAGUAUCAAAGUUGUAUCUGCAUUUGAAUGGACCCGGGUGGAACUCUCUGCUUCCUCUGAAAUAUAUCCACCUGUAAUACUAAAAGCUGUUGGAGAAACCUAUCAAUUUGAACAAAUCGGCACAUACUACUAUCUUAAAGGAAAUAAUAGUUUUUAUGCUUAUGUAUUGGCAGAUGCUGACAAGUUUCCGUGUGUGACGUCACUACUGCCAAUGUCAGCCUGGAAGUAUCAAUAUGAUAUUUAUAUAAGUCAAAUGUUCAGUUCAUACAAUAUUUUGGUUCAGUUUAUAGUACCUGCAGCGUACUGGCUUAACUUGACAAGUAAUGCUAAGUUCUCAAAAACGGGACCAGGCAUUCCUGGAAAACCACAAGGAGCUGAUACAGCCUUUUAUGGACUCCAGUAUGCUCUGAACAACCCUGUAGAUAAGUAUUAUCACUUCCAACUGUCUAAUAAAGUCAAACCAUUCGCUGCUUAUGUAUUUGCUACUAAGGGAACAUCCUCGUUUUGCCAUCCACUUGGAUUUUCUUACAAUGCAAAACAAACGUCUAUAAAUUUUGAUGAAAAGUCAUUUGUAGAACAACUAAAAGCUCCUGGUGAAACUACCCAGCCUCAAGUAACUUGUGGCAUGCAAGAAACAAGCACAAGUUUGUCAGUAGACAACUCUUCUUGUACGUGUGAUACUGUUGAGAAUUCCGCCUCUACAGUACCCACAACCAUAGCUGAUACUACAGGAACAACCAAUAGUGACACAACUAGCCAGAUAGAAAAUACAAUUACGACUUUUGUAACUGACACUACUCCAGAUUUGAGUACUGAUACAAACAUCCAGUCAAAUACACAAGCAAGCACUCAAUCCAGUAUUCAAAGUUCUCAAUCCAAUUCUGGGUCAACUUCUGAGUCAAGUAUCCAGUCAUUUCUUCAAUCAUCUACAUUAAAUGGUAUAAGUACUUUUGACGACACUUCAAGUACCACUAAAACAUACACCGAUUUAGACUUUUCUGAUCUAGUUAUUGAAGCCAAGAACACCUCAGCCUAUAGAAGAACUUUGAUCUCUAUACCUGACACUAGAGUCUCUGCUAAAGUCAUUGGUGGCUUUGGAAUUAUCAUUAUAUCUUCAGUUUUUACUUUCGUAUCUUCAGGGGAUCUGACGUAUUUAAAAGUAAUUAUCACUAAAUUUAUGUUCAAACACUAAAGUUUAUCAUUGAGACAUUUUUGACCUACUGCAUAAGAAAUAUCAUAAUGUAUUGAUUCAAACUUUGUUGUUGUUCUUUCUUUUUUUGGCCUGUUGGUUGACUAGGUGGAAUAACAGGAAAAUACACACCAAAUAAAUGUGCUCUAUAGUUACAUCAAAAAUAUAUUUUGUGUAACUAUGGACUUAUUUUAAUUCCUCUUGUUAGCUGGCAAACUCUUCAUGGGCUCAACAUGGACAACGAUCUCGAAAACGGCUUUGACGAUUUUGCUAGAAACUUGAAAGUGUUAAAAUAUAUCAAUUGGAAACAAAAUACUAGCUUAUUAGCCACACAGAAAAAAAAACCUGGAUAAUUAAUAAUUUUUGAAAAUAUAAUCUUUAAAAUUAAAUAUGGUUUGGAGUUCACAUUGGUUAUUUCCACAUAUAUUCACUAAAGAGUUAAAUUUAAAAAAAAAUAGACGUUUAGGAACAUUUUGACUACUGUCUUCUUUUUAUGUUUCUAAGUCUGGAUUUAUAUCACCAAACUAGAAUUUUCUAUAGUAUUCUAUACCACAUCUGUAGUUGGAUUCAUUAUUGUAGUGUUAACUACUGUCGUUUAACAUUACCAUGUAUGGAUCUAUAUCACCAAACUAGUCGAUUUAUACAGGAUUUUUUUCAGGGAUGGGGGUAUUGGGACGCGGUAAAAUAUUUUUCUAUCAAUCAUCCAAUCAUCCAUUAGUUAAUAAAAGCAAAGUAAACACUGUUACAAAAAAUCAUCUGCUCCAAAAAGAAGGAAUUGUAUUUUUUUAAAUCUGUUAUUAUAUUGUUUGUUUUAACAUCAAGCUAAUCAAAGUAACUUCCUGUGUAAAUUAUUACAUGUCGAUAUGAUUGAUAUUCAGUAUGGAGUGUUCUGUGACUUCUAUUUAUGCUAAUUUUAAUGUAUUACCUUAUGUAAAUUUAACUCUAGACAAAUAUGGAACAACAGUACAUAUUAAACUAAGGCGGUGAGGUUCCAAAGAAUAACUACUUUAAUUUCAUUAAAGGGAAAUAGUCCAAAGUCCGUAAAAAAGCAAUUCACUACUCUAUGCAGUCUCAAGUAUCUAUUGUCCGUUGAUUCUAUCUCCUCCUUCUAUCUCUGUUAUGUUUUUAAUCCAUUGUCACAUCACUGAAGAAACUGCCGAUUAUGUUGCUUCUACGCGCCAGCCAAUCAAAAUUCAAAAGACAUUUAGAAGAGGACAAGUAAAUGGAAGUAAUUAAAUGUGGAGAGACACUUUAUGAGGACGUCCAUAGAGACACUUUAUGAGGACGUCCAUAGAGACACUUUAUGAGAACGUCCAUAGAGACACUUUAUGAGGACGUACAUAGAGACACUUUAUGAGGACGUCCAUAGAGACACUU